GGCCUCCCACUGCUGUGGCCUCUCCCGUUGCGGAGCACAGGCUCCGGACGCGCAGGCCCAGUGGCCAUGGCCCACGGGCCCAGCCGCUCCGCGGCACGCGGGAUCCUCCCAGACCGGGGCACGAACCCGCGCCCCCCGCAUCGGCAGGCGGACUCUCAACCACUGUGCCACCAGGGAAGCCCUAGGACCUUCGUUUUUAAUAUAACGUAAUUUAACUGUGAAACAACUGACUCACAAAAUUCUGAAAAUUUGACAGCUGGCUCUCAGAAACUGGUAUAGGCUGGCUCCUGCAUCUCAGUGUGUCCUUCCCCUUGUCCAGACCUCCCCUUGCCCUUGAACAUCACCCCCUGAAUCUCCCCAUCCGUCCACUGAGCAUGAAAAUCUGCCACAUCUCCAUGGAUCCCCUCAAACAGCCUAGGAAGGAGGAACUAGGAUUCUCCCCAUUUUACAGAAGAGGAAACUGAAGCUCAGAGAGGUGAAGUCACCUGUCCCAGGUCUUACAUGAGGAUCUGAGAUUGGAACCCAGGCCUGAAUUAGAAAGCCACGUUCUUACCACUAAGUUACGCUAUCCUUGAGAUCACAGCGGGGUUCUGGGGGAAUCCCAUGCCCCAAACUCCCACCCCUGCAGACCUGUCCUGGCAUCUGGAAGUCCCCCGUCAGUCACCCUUUGUGGCUCCUGGUAGCUGAGGGAAGGCAUUGGGACUUGGGAGAGUGACAAAGCCGAACCCAGCUUGCAGAGAGCAAGGACACAGCAGAGCUGGAACCCAGGACAGAGAGAGAUGGCUGGGACAAGGAGCUGGAAUUUACUGGGCACUCAGUCCAUGCCCAGCCCCACACCAAAUGCUUUAUCUGCCUGAUCAUAUUCAGGCCUCACAACAACCUGUGAUGUUGGGACAAUUAUUAUCCCACUCUACUGCUAGGGAAGCUGAGGUUCAGAAGCUCGACCGUUGGCUCUAGCAGGUCGCACUGCUAAGAAACCAGACUCUGCUGACUUCAGCUCUGGCGCAGGGAAGGAAGGAGGGUAGACAGGAAAUGAGGGUCAGGAGGUGGCAUGCUAAGUUUACUCCAGUCUCUUGUCCCUUUGGAGGGGGGGCUGCCAGCCCUGCGGGUGGCUCAUCUGGCAGCUGAUCUGGGCAAAGGCUCCCCAAACCCUCCCUCCAUAUCCCACCCCCACCUGCCACUUAGCCAAGCCUUACCCGAUGCCUGGGAUGGGGUAAGUGCUCCAUAAGCCAUAGCUAUUAGGAUUAUAAAAUGCAGAAAAAAGACUGGAAGGAAGUACACCAAAUUAUUGAGAGAUUAGCCAUCGAGUGUGGGAUUAUAGGUGAAUUUUAUUUGCUUCUUUCGACUUUUCUGUGUUUUCCUAAUAUUUUUCAAUGUACGGAACAAAACCGUAAGUGUUUAGGAAGUCUGGGGGUCCCAGGUCUCCCCAGCUAGUGAGUAAAGCCAUCGUUCUUUAGCUAUUAAUGCCCACACAGGAAGGCUCUGAGCUUGUGGUCCUCACCUGGGGGCGACUUUGCCACCCCAGGGGACAUCUGGCAAUGUCUGGAGAUACUUUUUUUUUUUUUUUUUUUUUGUGGUACGUGGGCCUCUCACUGUUGUGGCCUCUCCCAUCGCGGAGCACAGGCUCCGGACGCGCAGGCUCAGCGGCCAUGGCUCACGGGCCCAGCCGCUCUGCAGCAUGUGGGAUCUUCCCGGAUCGGGGCACGAACCCGUGUCCCCUGCAUCGGCAGGCGGACUCUCAACCACUGCGCCACCAGGGAAGCCCUGGAGAUACUUUUGAUUGUUGCUACUUGGAGGAACAUUGCUGGCAUCUAGCAGGUGGUCAGGGACCCUGCUAAACAUCCUGCAGUGCACAGGACAGCCCCACACAGCAAAGAAGUGUCUUGUCCGAACGUCAGUGGUGCUGAGGUGGAGAAACCUUGCUUUUCCCACUCAGCAGUGAGAGCCCCACGGAGCUCCCCUUCUCAGAAGUUUUUGGAAACCCAGAGGGGCCUCUGUGUGGCCAUGAACUUGGUUGUUGAGUGUCCUUUUGGUGGCUGGAAGGCUGUAGCCCUAGCUGCCCAGGCUCUUGCCACUUGGGGGGCCCGCAGAGCCAGUGCCCCACGCCUGAGGCUGGCAAAAUAAGGAUGCUGUCGCUGAGCCUGGCAGGGGGACAGCCUUGGAACUGCUUUUCCUAGGAAAGAAGGAGAGAGGAACAGGCCCAGGACAGGAGACUGGAGAACCAAAGGGGCAAAGACUAGUCUCUUUCCCGGGCACAUGAACCCUGCGGGGGGGCGGGGCAUGGGCAGAUGAAUCAAGGUCCUCUCCUGUCUCAGCACUGCUUCUGGGCUGCCCCUCUCCCUUAGGGAAGUCCUUCCAGGAGACCCUGUUGUUCUGCCUUGUGUCUGGCCUCCAGGCCCCCUAGAGGGACAGGCUUCAAGGGAUUUCCCCCAGAGUUUCAGUGGGCCCUCAGCAAAUCACUGGAUACAAAUGAAUCUGUAGGACAGUGGGGUACCUAAUUCCACCAGCUGAAGCUUCUGGAACAAGACUCCUGCCCUGCUUGGACCCCCAUAUCACCUAUUGACAAAUGUGUUGGCUGGAUGAGUGCAGGAAAGCUGUCACCUCUCAUUCUCACUCUGCUCCGGCCCCAUGAGACUUCUUGUUCUUUCUUCCUCACAUGCUCCUGCCCCAGGACCUUUGCACUUGCUAUUCCUCUGCCUGGUAUCCUCUUCCCAGAUGUCUGCGUGACUGGCCUCUUCUCAUUCUUUACGUCUCAGCUUGCAUGUCACCUCUUCAGAGGGGCCCUCUCUGCAUCCCUGCCCCCAAUUUUUCUUGAGGACAACCCCAUUUUCCCCUUCCAGGCACAGAUGACCAUCUGGAGAGACGUUAUUGAUAUAUGGAUUUUUGCUUUGCAAGGGCGGGGGCCGCUGUCCCUCGCGUUCACUCUCUCCUUUGCACUGCACAGUGCCUGGCACACAGCUGGGGUUCAGGAAACAUUUACUGAAUGAACAAAUGGGCAAGGAAGGUUGGCGAGGGUGUGAGAAUGGAAGCAAGGCCAUGUGACUGGCAGAGACCAAGGGAGGCUUAGGUUUGAGGCUCAGAGUCAGGCAGACUGGGCUCGGAUCCCGCUCUGCUGUUUACAAGUUGCUGGACGUUGGGCAACUCUAACCUCUUGGAGCCUUAGCUUCCACACCUGAGAAAUGGGGAGAACAGUCCUUGCUAUUCGUACGGCUCUGACAUGGCUGGCACACUGCAGGGGCCCAGCUGGGCCCCACCCUGGAGGGAUAGUCCCUGGCUAUGGGGCAGACGUGGACCCUCUGAGGGGAACUGUGGGGCCUCCACGUCCCCCCAGGCCUGUCCCCUCGGCCCCUGUGGUUUGCCUAGCAACCCCCGCCCUGCUGAGCUCGCCGUCUUUUGGCCUAAAAUUAGCUCACAAAUUCCUUGGCUGCCUGGUCGGUGCUUCCAACUGACAAUUCAAACCAGAUGUUUCCAGCUGUCGGGGGCCCUUCCCCCAUGGCCAGCGCCUGCGUGUGCCCCGGGGAGGUCGGACCCUACCCAGGAGAAAUCAAUCCGCUACACUCACUCAGGGGCCCCUGCAGCGGGGCAGGUGGGGGCAGGAGCCAGCCUGGGCCUCUGGGCUCACCCCUCCAAGGAUGGGGGCCUCCUCGCCAGCUGACCCGCUGGUGGGUGAGGGCUGGGGUGGGUAAUUGCUCCGCCCUUUUCCGUCCAGGAAACUUAUGGAGCACCUACUGUAUGCCAGGCCUCCGUAUUCACUGCUGUCCAAUGCUGUGAGAAAGAUUGUCGGUCCGAGGUGCCACCUGUGUUGCUGUUGGUAUUAUUAGUGUAUGUAUUUAGUGCCAGGUACCAAGGCUCACUGCAUUCUCACAAUAACCCAAGGAAAUGAGUGUUACUAUUACCCCCAUUUUACAGAUGAGGGAACUGAGGCCCAGAGUGGUGGGCUGACUUAGCCCAAGGUCACCCAGCUCUGAAGCAGCAGGACCCAGAGGUCCCUGAAGGGCAGGUGGUCUCAGCUCACCCUGGGUGUGUUUUGCCUCCUUGCUGUCACCCCCAUGUGGCCCUGUCCCUCCUGGUAGAUGGAUCUGGGGGUUGUGGAAGACCCUCUCUGUCAGGCUGUCCCUGGGCUCAGGUGCAGAAGGCUGACUCAUGGCAGCUGCCAGGAGAGCUGGUUCAUUAGGGAGCCCCGGGGGCCAAGUUUCUGGUCCCAGCUGAGUCAGAAGCCAGCGGCCAGGGGAGAGCUGGGGAUCCGCAUGGGCUUCGAAGGGGCUUUAUGUGGAGCCCCUUCCACUCCCCAGAGGUGGGACCCAGAGCCCUCUCUUAGUGAAGGUCCUCAAGAGAAAGGGUACGUGUGGGUGGGUGUGUGUGUGUGUGUGUGUGUGUGUGUGUGUGGCAUCAGGGAUAAAGAGGAGAGGGGAUUGAUGCAGGGGGAGGAGAGGGUUUCACACACAUGGGGAACCAUGGUUGGCCUUCACUCAUAGAGCCAAAGCCCCUGCAAAUGUCCACAGAGGCCCGAUCUGGCCCUGGUGCCCUCCGACCUCACUUCCUCCUACUCUCCCGCUCACUCACUCUGCUCCAGCUUCAUUGGACACUUCUUUUUCACGCCUUGAAAAUGCCAGGUGCCCCUAACUCAGGACCUUUGCACUUGCUCUUCCCUCUGCCUGGACCGCUCUUCCUCUGAUCAUCUCCCUGACUCACUCUCUCACAUCCUUCAGGUCUUUGCUUGAACAUCACCCUUUCCCUGCUUUAUUUUCCUCCAUACCCCUUACCACCAUCUUCCAUACUGUAUAUAAUUACCAAGUUAUCUUUUUAAUCAUUUUCCAGUCCCACUAGAAUGCCAGCUCUGUGAGGACAGGGAUUUUCAUCUGUGUUGUUCUCUGCUGUAGCCCCAGUGCUUGGCACGUAGUACGUGCUCAAUAAGGAUUUGCUGAGAGAGAAGGGAGAAAGAGAAGGGAAGGACAGGAAAGAAGAAAGGAAGGAGGGGAGAAGAGGAAAGAUGGGAGAGAGGGAAGACGGGACAGACGAUCUCAGCAUAAAGUGAGGGGACAGAGAGAAGGAGACACAUGAGACGAUGUACUGAGUGUUUGGGUGACUUAGGGUCCCUGAAGUCCAGCUCCAAGCCCUCCCCACUUUGCCCCUCUGCUCAAAGACAGGCAGCCCCCCCAACCCAGUUCCAACAGUGCUGCAAAGGCAGUUCAGAAGAAUCAUCUCAAUUCCUGCUCGUCACGGAGGGGGGGGAUGGGUAGCGUGGGCCCCUGGGGAGUGCCCGCCCGAGGGCACCCCGUGGGCAGCUGGCAGAGCAGGAGAGCAAGGCCAGGUCUGCAGCCGGUGGUGCGUGUUUACAUUCCUGCCCUCCAAGAUGGCUCUCAUGUAGGGUGCACGGAGCUGCUCCUUUCACAGGGCCCUGGGGAAUGUAAAUGUUUACAAGGCAGCGUACAGCUGGCCGGGCCACCGUGGCCACAGGAAGCCAAGGAUCCUACUGGCUCUGGUGUCGCCCCCCCGCCCCCCCCAAAAAAGAGAGAGAUGCAGUGUUCUUAAUUUUUAAAGAAAACUUUGAGUCAUAACCUACGUAAAGCACGACCAUCUGAAGUGUGCAGCUUGAUUUUUCUGUGUGCCUGUGGCCACAUAACCGCCACCCAGACAUUGUACGUCUGCAGCCCCAGAAGUUUCCUUUGUGUCUCUUUCCAGUGAACACUCCCCAAGGGUAACUGCUUUUCUGACUUCUGUCCCCAUAGCUUACUUUUGCCUUUGUUCUAGAACUUCCUGUAAAUGGAAUCACCCAGUCUGUGUUCGACUGGGUCCAUUUCUUUUGCUUGGUGUGUCUAUGAGAUUCAUCCAAAUUGUCCACCUCCCAUCUUUUCCUUCCACUGGGGGAAAGUGUCGACUGCAUGGACCACAGUCUGUUCAUCCAUCCUCCUGUUGGUGGACUUUUGGGUCCUUGCCAGGUUUUUUUGCUAUUGUGGAUAAAACGACUAUGGACAUUUUUGUCUUUGUGUGAAUGUGUGUUUUCAUUUCUCCUGGGGAAAUACCGAGAGAAGACGUUGCUUCUUCUCUCAUCUGGGAAGCACAUGGUUAACUUGAUAAAACCCACCAGACUGUUUUCCAAAGUGGCUGUGAUAUUUUUCUCCCCCCCGUGGUGGUGGGUUGUUUGCUGGGGUGGGCAAACAAGUGGAAAACUCACUUAGAAUCACAGAGAGAGAGGUUGGAGGAGCCUCCACUGACCAUUCCUGGUGCAGGAAGGGAAACUGAGGCCCAGGUCACACAGUGCAUGAGGGACAGAGCCAGGAGCGAAGAAGGCAGGUCUCUCAAUUUCCAAGCUCGAACGACUCCUUGGUGAGAACCGAUCAGCACCCCGUCUGGUUUCCCUGCAAGAGGCCUCAUGCCAAGCCCUUUUCCACCACAGGGCCUUUGCAUUUGCUGUUUGUUUCCUUGGCCCAGGAAGCUGUUCCUCCUGCUUCUUGAGUGCUUGAUUCCUCUUAUCCUGCAGAUGUCAGUGCUGAUACCUCUUCCAGGAAGCCAGCGCUGACCACAAUUGCUAAAAUAGCUGCCCGGACACCUGCCCCUGCCCCUUCCCAAGCUAUUUCCUGUCUCCUCGGCCUUUUUAUCUCCUUGAUAGCAUUUUGCAGUGUUAGGUUGUCUUUCUGAAUUGCCAGCUGACUUGCUUCUCAACUGUCUCCCCUGAUAGGAGCUCCCUGAGACAGAGCAAAAUUAUGUCAGUGAAUCCCCUCCCUGGGCCUCAGUUUCCCCAUCUAUAACAUGGUCAGGUUGGACUAGAGUCAUUCAGCCAGUGGAGGGGCAUUUACUGAGCACCUACGGUGUUCCAGGCACUGGUGCUGGGGAUACAGUGACAGAAAAAGCCCUCGUUCUGGACCAGAGAAGCUGACAGUCUAGAGGCACAUGGAAACAGGCCCUUACAGGCCAGUGUACUCUAGGCAGGGAACGGGGGUGCAGGAGCAUAGAGAAAGCUGCUGAUCUCCCUCCCCAGAGGCUGGCGUUCCGGGAGGGCUUCGUGGAGGUGGUGAUGACUGAGCUACAAGAUGUUGCAGGUGGGUCAGGCACGGGGGCCCGUGGAGGGCAGCGCUUAGGCAGAGGGGACAGCCCGAGCGGAGGUUCAUCAGCGUCUCUCUCAUUCACAGCUCUCUCUGGGCCUGGCACAGUUCCUGGCACAUGGAGACACUUGGGAAAGAGCUAGGGAAUAAAAGAACAUAUCUAGUUUACAGAUGGGGAAACUGAGGCCUGGGGAGGUUUCACACACUCUCUGCCUCCUUGGAGCCCCCGACUGGAGGCCUCUGCUCCAUGGGUGUCCCCCCGAAGGCCAGGCCUGUGCUGUGAUGGAGCUGCAGCCUGGGCCUCUCAGCCACAUGAAAGGCUUGGGAUAUUUUUGCCCAGAGAGCAGGCCCCAGUGGCCUCGGGGGCUGUAUAAUUAUAAGUGGCUCUGAGCCCACAAGAGGCUGGAGCUGGGGGCUGCGGUGGGCCAGGCGGCCCUCCGCAGGCUCAACCCGGGGAGGACUCUGGCAGAGACUCAAGUCCGGGUGAGGUUUUCCCUCCUCCUCGGCCCUGGCUGUUCAGCGGGGUGGGGGGACACGGUGGGCACAGGGUGGGGUCUCUGAAUCGCUUCAAGGCUGGGCAGGCGACCCAUUGCUCUCUGCCUCUGAACAUGCAGGUCGCAAGCGAGUGGCCCGGCCCUCUCCAUACCCCAGGCCUGCCCCUGCCUUGGAGCCACGGUGCUGCGGGCUAUGGGGGUCACCCGGGCCAGACCCCGCAACAGGUCCUAGAGCUGGAGAAUGUGGACCGUGAGUCCCUCAGGACGGAUGAGGAGUGGCUAGAGCCUGGGAAUGUGAGUGGAGGGCAGAGUGGUCAUUGACAUGGCAUCAAGCAUUUAUUGAGCACCUACUGUGUUCCAGGCACUAUCCUAGAUGCUGGAGUUAAGGCGGUAUUCAAAACAGGCAAAGUUCCUGGACCCCAUACACCUAGUUCAUCUAUUCAAUAAUCUUCAGGAACUGCUCUGAAGGUGCUGGGUUCCCAUCUACCUCAGGGCCUUUGCACGUGCCAUUCUCACUGCUAGGAAUCCUGUCACACCCUUGCCUUCCUAAAUACCUCCUCAUCUUCAUGAGUGACUCUACUUUCACCUCCUCAUGGAGGUCCCCAGGAGCUCCAGGACCAGACUAGUCCCCCCAGACUGGCCUCCCAUAGCCCCAGAAAUGCCCCAUCCCAACUCUUAGCUCAGUUUGCAGUCAGAUAUUCAUUUCUUUGUUUACUUGCUUAUUGCAGGUCUCCUCUCUUGGUGCCUGUGUUUGCUCAUCACUGUCUUCCUGGGCCUGACACUGGGCUGGGUGUAAAAUCGAUGCUCAAGAAAUGUUUGUAGAAUGAAUAAAAUUUAGAAUGUUACAGCAUUGGAACCUUACCACUGGAAGGCUUGUGGUGGGCAUCUAGACUGACCCCACAUUUAGCUGCAGCCCAGAGAGGGGCAGAGGUUUGCCCAGCCACCCACAGCUGAUGCAUGAGGGGGGGUUGGAACUCAGGGGUCCUUCUUUCUCCCAUCAGUGACUGACAUUUCGCUCUUCUGUCCUCAGGUAGAAGGUUGAGAUGUUUGGCUUAAGGAGAUCAUGUGUGUCUUUGUGUGUGUGUGUGUGUGUGUGUGUGUGUGUGUGAGAAACAUGGUCUGAUAGCAUUUUAACGGGGUCACCAGCCUGGCAAUUUCACUUCCAGAUAAGACACAGAGGGACUGGUGAAGAAGCAAGGGCUCUGAUCCCCAACAUGCUGUUGGAUCCCAGGUAGGUCACGCCACCAUGAACCUCAGUUUCCACAUCUGUUGAAUGGGCUUUGCUUACUCAUUCACCUCUCUCCCCGCAGGGUCUUCUGGAACCCGGUGGGUUUGACGCACAAUGAUAGGUUCUAUGGGGGGAGGAAAACCCAGUGCUUUGGCGGGUGGAGGAUUCCAGCCAGCUCUGCAGGGAACAAGUAAUCAUAGGCAACCGUGGUGUGAGAGACAGAAGAAUGCCCUACCCCCCACCCCCACAGAUGUCCACAUCCCAGUCCCUCAAAACUGUAAUAUGAGUACGUCACCUUACCUGGCAAAAGGGAUUUUUUUUUAACAUCUUUAUUGGAGUAUAACUGUUUUACAAUCGUGUGUUAGUUUCUGCUGUAUAACAAAACGAAUCAGUUAUACAUAUACAUAUGUUCCCAUAUCUCCUCCCUCUUGCAUCUCCCUCCCUCCCACCCUCCCUAUCCCACCCCUCUAGGUGGUCACAAAGCACAGAGGUGAUCUCCCUGUGCUAGGCGGCAGCUUCCCACUAGCUAUCUAAUAUACAUUUGGUAGUGUAUAUAUGUCCCUGCCACUCUCUCACUUCGUCACAGCUUACCCUUCCCCCUCCCCAUAUCCUCAAGUCCAUGCUCUAGUAUGGCAAAAGGGAUUUGCAGGUGUGAUUAAGUUAAGGCUCUUAAGGAGCUGAUCCCGGAUUAUCUGGGUGGGUCCAGUAUCAUCACAAGGGUCCUUAAAAGUGGAAGAGGGAUUGGAAGAGAGAAGCAGAGAGGUGGCAGCGUGAGAACUCAGACCCUGCAGCUGACUCUGAAGAUGGGGGAAGAGGACUGUGAGCUGGGGAAUGCAGGCAGCUUCUAGAAGCUUGAAAAGGCACAGACUCAGAUUCUCCCUGUGAAGACUCUGGGAUAAAGAAAGCCCGGCCGACACCUUGAUUUUAUCCCAGUGAGACCCAUUUCUGACUUCCAGCUGCCAGAACACUAAGAUAAUAAUGGUGUGUGGUUUUAAGUCACCAAGUGUGUGAUAAUUUGUUAUAGCAGCUGUAGGAAACUUAUACACUUGGCACCUGGCCAAUGCUUUUGUAUUGUCCAGCACGUUUACACCCUCUGACUCUUGAUUUUCCCAGCAGCCUUGUGAACAGAAGAAAUUCUCUAUCCUCAUUUCACCAAUGAUGAAAGAGGCUCCCCAUGGGGCAGGACCUGGUGAAGGCAGACCUAGAACCUGGGUCUCUCUGUCUCCGGUCUGGGGCUGCUCUGGCCCCAAAGGAGGAACACAGAAUGGGACCGCGACUUCAUCUGGGGCCUCUGGGCCACCCGUGCUGGAAGCAGGCCCUGUUCAGGUUCCAGGCACCAUGGUUUCCAUGGCCGCCCCCAGCCUCACUGUGUCUCUGCUGCUGCUCCUGCGGGUCCUGCCCACGGCGUCCUACUCCGUGUCCCUGCGGGCUACCUUCCUGGAGGACACAGGGGGCAGCGGGGAGGCCGAGGGUGCGUCGGCCUCCUCCCCGAGCCUCCCGCCGCCCCGGACCCCAGCCCUCAGCCUCACAUCGAUGGGGCCCCAGCUCACGCCCCUGGCAGGCCCCGAGCCCCCCACCAACUUCCUGGACGGCAUCGUGGAUUUCUUCCGCCAGUACGUGAUGCUCGUCGCCGUGGUGGGCUCCCUGGUGUUCCUGCUGAUGUUCACCAUCUGUGCCGCUCUCAUCACCCGCCAGAAGCACAAGGCCUCUGCCUACUACCCCUCAUCUUUCCCUAAGAAGAAGUACGUGGACCAGAGUGACCGGGCCGGGGGCCCCCGGGCCUUCAGCGAGGUCCCCGACCGGGCCCCCGACGGCCGGCCCGAGGAGGCCCUGGAUUCCUCGCAGCAGCUCCAGGCCGACAUCCUCGCCGCCACCCAGAACCUCAAGUCUCCCGCCAGGGCCGCCCCGGGCAUGGGAGACGGAGCCAGGAUGAUGGAGGGCAAGUCGGAGGAAGAGGAGAAAGGCAGCCGAGAGGCAGACCAGGAAGCCCAGGGACAUGGGGUCCCGGCAGAGAAACCGGAGGUGCCGCCAGAGGAGCCCUGCUCAGCGCAGGUGGAUGGGGCUCUGGCAGCCGCUGAAGGUCAAGGAGAGCCAGAAGCAGCUCCCUCAUUGGCCCCCGAAGCUGGGGGCCCGGCCGGUUCCCUCGAAAACCCCUGUGCUUGUGGCAGUGUCCCCCCCAGCAUCUAACAGGCCUCUAGGGCUGCCGGCCCUGAUUGUCGGACCCCUGGUGGUCACCUCCUUGGGCACAGAAAGGUCCUCGGCCUUUACCGUGCUCUGACACCCCCUACUCGGCCACUCCCCGCUGCAAAUCCCGGCAUGUCUGAUCCUACUACAGCAGGCAGAGAUGCUGGUGUCUGUUCCACCCUCAGGAAUCUCAUUGACUUCGAGAACAUUUGUCCCCGCAGCCCCAAGGGCUACAUCCCAAAGUACAGCUCCUCUGGGGAGAUGGAGCUGAGGAUGUGUCCCCGUCACAGCCACGUCCGCUGGAAAACAUAUGUCUCAGGUCCCUUGUGACAAUGCAAACAUCGCUGCUUUCCAUCGAGGGAGGAAAGAGAAAGAGAAUGACUGGGAGUUUUGGAAGAGGUUGAACAGACGGGAGAUGCAGAGGUGCCUGGGGUUGAAGAGGGUAGAGGUACCGCAGAAGGUCAGUCAGGAAGCUUCCGUGAGGGGCCCUGCACCGAUCACGACAGGUUCCUAAGUGAGCAUUUCCCAAACUGGGUUCCCUGGAAGAAAGAUUUUGAGGUCCAGUGAAAGAAUUGAGGAAACAUUGCUUCUCUGCUCUGCGUACCCCCCUUGGAGCCCCCCCCCAAGGCUCUGACAAGUCCCGCAGUAAAGGUGCCCAUGGAAUCUGAUUUCGCUUAGCCUUUCCCCAAAAAGCUUUUGGCCGCGGAGUACUUUUGUUUUUGUUUUACAGCUACAGAGUAAAAUCCUGAAGAGAACACUCUGGAGGUUACAGCUCCCGAUGUUCUCCAGGGAUCCCCCUCCCCAGUUCCUGGUUGGUCCGGGGUGAAGGCUGUGGAGGGGGAGGCUCAGCCUCUCAGGGGCUGCCUCUCAUCCUGCUACUGCUGCGGGCAUGGGGCAAAUGAAUUUUAUUGCCAGGGCCCCAAAGCAACCUAGAAGUGGUGGGGGGCAGGGCUGUGUGUGAGGGGACCCCACGCUGGGGGAAUCUGAGGGGAUCAGGGAGGGUUUCCAACAGGCUGGAGCAGGGGGACCCUGCCCCCCUGCCCUUCACACACACACACACACACACACACACACACACACACACACACACAUCUGGGUUUCCAACAGGCUGGAGCAGGGGGACCCUGCCCCCCUGCCCUACACACACACACACACACACACACACACACACACACACACACACACCUGGCAGCCUGUGCCCAUAGCAUUCUUUAGUCUUCGACAAGGGAGCCUGAGCUCCGUCCUGAUUUGGGGAGGCUCUUGGGGGGGGGUUCCUCUUCCCCAUCCCUCCGUCCGCCCUCCCCCCAACCUCUGCACAACUCUCCAGGUGCUGGGAUAUAACAAACUAGCACAAUAAACCUUUAUUCUGG
This is a messenger RNA of Physeter macrocephalus (sperm whale), 12319 nucleotides long. RefSeq names its product transmembrane protein 119 (gene TMEM119). The coding region runs from base 9921 to 10952 and encodes 343 amino acids. The record is from RefSeq and is a predicted model, not a curated record. Gene Ontology annotation, cellular component: plasma membrane. The transcript is spliced from 2 exons. NCBI's taxonomy places the organism in Eukaryota, Metazoa, Chordata, Mammalia, Artiodactyla, Physeteridae. Gene Ontology annotation, biological process: positive regulation of bone mineralization; ossification; positive regulation of osteoblast differentiation.